Molecule: messenger RNA, 523 nt
Organism: Cylicocyclus nassatus
Lineage: Eukaryota; Metazoa; Nematoda; Chromadorea; Rhabditida; Strongylidae
Source: the annotation of a GenBank genome assembly
AUGAAAUCUGUGAUCCCAGUCAUUAUGGCUGGUAUCAUCGGUAUCUACGGUUAUAAUCUCAACAAGGGAUUUGCUCACUUGGCAGCUGGCCUUACAUGUGGACUUUGUGGGCUGGGAGCCGGUUACGCCAUCGGAAUUGUCGGCGAUGCUGGAGUACGCGGAACAGCUCAACAACCACGUCUUUUUGUCGGAAUGAUCCUCAUUCUCAUCUUCUCCGAAGUACUGGGUCUAUACGGUAUGAUCGUCGCUUUGAUCCUCGGAACGUCAUAAGGUUCAUCACCGAUCGAAGCUAGGUAUUUCUGUACCUUUCGGAAACGAAUAUCGUCGUUGCUGAGAUGUUCAUGUGUUGCUACUUUUUUCUUCACUUUUUCUCGUUUUCUUCUCUUUUGAUUGACAAUCAAAACUCAUCAUUGUCUACGGCAUUUGCCGAUAUCCGUUCUCUUCGCCUCACCGCAGAAUCUUAUACAUACUCUACGCUCGACUUGUAAACAGUGUUAGUGACGAUAAAAUAGUGAUGCAGUCU